Fulvia fulva is the source of this 1299-nucleotide messenger RNA. RefSeq lists its product as uncharacterized. The coding region runs from base 1 to 1299 and encodes 432 amino acids. Lineage: Eukaryota; Fungi; Ascomycota; Dothideomycetes; Mycosphaerellales; Mycosphaerellaceae. The record is from RefSeq and is a predicted model, not a curated record. The transcript is spliced from 2 exons.
AUGAUCGCCGCACUGCUACUACAGCCCGUGCUAUCCGAAGGCGAAGGUGGAGCAAUGGAAGCAGUGAUCGGCGCGGUCUUGGAACGGCUGAAUCGAACCUCUGGCAUUGUCUGUCACGAGGAGACCAUUGGCGACUACGCGACCUUCCUGAACCUGCAAAAGAAUAUCAGCGGCAACGAAGCAAACAGGCCUGGCUGUACAUAUCAAAUGGUCGACACCGAGUACUUCCUCGCGCCUCUGGUCGAAGCCUACUUCCUGAAGACAGAGACUGGACGAAGUCGCAGCCAAGCAUUCUUCGCCACGAAAGCAACCACAGACUUCGGCAACGCAGGCCUCACCUACGGAGAGCUCUUCUCCAUCAACAUCGAAGCCAUCAUCAACAUGACCACCCCCUUCGCCCAGCCAGGCGGCCAAACCAAAGAGAACCUAAUCCACCUCCAAGACGGCGAAGUAGUAGGCCAAUGGCGCGACAGCACCUACGGCAUCGGCGGCGGCCGCAUUCCCUACGACGUCAACACCGCCCUCGUGCCCGCUGCCCUCCACGCAAUCGGCAACCUCGCCACGGCCAACUUCUUCCCCGCCCACCCCUCCUGGUCCGAGACAGCAACCACCUCCGCGCAAAUCUGGCAAGACAACCCCCUCGCCUUCUUCCGCAUCACCAUCCCACCAGCAGACGCAAACUCCCUCGUCCAAACCUACGCCACUACCAUCAACCUCUCCCCCUCCCUCUCCAUCCCCUCCAUCACGGACGCCAUAACCUUCCACGCCCUGGCCCUCGACGGAAACAACAACCAACCCCUCGUCCACAUCAUGAACACCGACGAUUGCUUCCGCCUUUUCCUCCUCAACUCCACAACCGACUCCCAACUCACCCCCUUCCUCAACCAAACCGCCACCAACAUCCUGGCCCCCUUUCCGGUAGGCCUGAGUAAUCCCGUCGGCCUCCUGAUCGCGAAUCCGGCCUAUGGUGGCGAUGCUGUGUAUGCGGCGAGUUUCACGAAUAAUGCGUAUCACGGGACGGUCGUGUGGAUUUGGCAGAUGGCGAUGAUGGGAGCGGGGCUGGAGAGGCAGUUGGUGCGGUGUGGUGAAGGAGAGGGAGAGGUGCCGGGAUUUUGUGGGGAUGAGGGGGUGCGUGGGAAUGUUUUGGCGGCUUAUAAUCAUCUUUGGGAUCUGAUUGAGAUGAAUGAGGCGUAUAUUAAUAAUGAAGUGUGGAGCUGGGUCUUCCAGGAUGGGGAUUUUACCUUCGAGGCGCUGGGGGGCUUUGCCGCCGCCGGCGGGGUUGGAUCCAACCGAGAGUAA